GUGUGAAUGAGUGUGUGUGUGUGUGUGUGUGUGUUUGGUCUGAUGCUCGGAGCUAACAAGCUUCCAAAUUGAAUCAGAUCUAAUCAGUUUCCUAUAUACAUUCCCUUGAUAACCCGUCCUUUCUUCUUUAUCCAACCCGAUUCUCUCUGAUCAAGUAAUCAAUGCAGAGGGUGUUGAAAGGAGCGUUUCACGAGCACAACGUGAUCACAUCUGUCCCCAGUCCUCGUGAUGUUGUGAUGGCGGUGGGCAGAUAUCUGUGUCCGACCAUGGAACCACUGUCGACCAAAUCAAAACAAGAGUUUAUCAUUUGCUAUUUUUGUGCUCCAAUUAGGAUACAUUGACUAUUAGAGUACGGCGUGACUCAUGACAGAGAGCAGCUUCUGUGCGUAAUUACGCACCACCACGCGUUGCGCACGGUCCAUUCCGUCUCCAAAACAGUUACCUUCCCUUGUACGAAUGGAAAUGGCAUUGUGGCAUCGUUUUGAUCGGAAUUUACAGUUUAAUAUGAAAAAAAAUUGUUUUUCUGGACUAUAAAGGCCGAGCUAUAUGAAGUCAUUCUUUGUGAGCCAUCGUUUUUUGAAACUGAAAUGAAGGUGAGAAGUGGUCUCUAGCGGUCACGUGACGAUUAAAAGGACGUUCACCACAAAUCACGUGUCUACGUCAGCAGACUUUCCAUUGUCAUGUUGAUUGAAUGCUUCCCAUCCCAGGAUAUUUAUAUUGAAUUACAUCCACUCACAAAAAAGGCAUUGUGGAUUUCACCACUGAAAUCUGACCACCUGCGCGAGCCUUCCCCCUCUUCAAUCUGAAAGCAAAGGUUUAACCACCAUACCUCAACCACGGGGACCACGAGGACAUAAGGAUUAAGGAUUUUGGACAGGUCGCCCGUCUACACUUUGUGAAAAAGACCUUUUUUUAUCAUCUCAUCUAGAUUUUAGUAUCUGAUAGACACCGUGUGUGGAUUUCAGCAGAUUCUUGGAAAUCACUGGCAUCUGCUUUUGGAUUUGGACACCGCUACUUUUUUUUGCUUCCCUUCUGUUAUUGUGGAUAUUUAACGCACUGAAUGGUUGGCACAGUGCGCCCAGUGGAUUCUCGGAAACUCGUGGAGGAGGUUUCAGGAGGACCGCGCCGCUCUGGGAUCAACACACACUGAAACGCAAUCUCUCAUUUUCAGUGACUCCGAGAAAAAAAAGAAAAAAAGAGAGCCACCACAUAUUUCAGUUUCAGGGUUUCAAGGUGACAAUGGCAUCUAUCAAGUCCAGGCCGGACACUGAAACUACGCAUGGUCACUGAGCCGAACCUUGAAGAUUGAAUGAACAUGUUUGGCACGGCACCUGUGCGUCCUGAUCCCCACCGUGUCUCAACAGGUUACUCACCUUAAAUACGCUUCCAGUGCGCGUCUUUGGCUUCUCCUGCUCUCCCCCUCUCUCUCUCCCUCUUUCCCUCGCUCUGCUCUGCUCUGCUCUGCUCUGCCCUGCGGUUCCUCCACGUUUCCCACCAUGGUGGAACACAGUGGCCUGGACAUAAUGUGUCUGAACAAGUACUGCCACAGUUCCUCCUCCUCCUCCUCCAGCUCCGAGCACGACAAGAAGACCUUCGCCCAAAUCAAGCUCAAUCUGUCGGGGGACUAUCCCAAGAAGAACGCGGAGAUCCUGAGCGGACAGUACGGCACCAACCUGCUGCUGAUCGGGGCUGCGCUGAUGUUGGCCAUCGCGCACCACGACCCCUUCGUCAAGGAGGAGCACCUGCUGUCGCUGGUCACCUGCCUCAUGAUCCUGCAGCUGCUGUGGAUGAUGUGGUACAUCCUGGCGCGGGACAGACAGAAGAACACGCGCACCGAGAAGGAUGUCCACGCCACCACGUGCUGGAUCAGAGGUGGUCUGACUCUCCUUGCACUCCUCUCACUGAUCAUGGACGCGUUCAAAAUCGGGCAUUAUGUUGGCUAUCACUCUUGUGUGUCGGCCGUGCUCGGGGUAUAUCCUGUCAUCCAUGCCACCCACACCAUAGCACAGGUGCAUUUUCUUUGGUUUCACAUCAAGGACGUCAUCAAGAGCUACGAAACGUUCGAGAGAUUCGGCGUCAUCCACGCCGUCUUCACAAACCUCCUCCUGUGGUGCAGCGGUGUGAUGUCAGAGGCCGAGCACUUCCUGAACAACCACAUGAGGAGACUCUCCGCCCUGGGCUACGGAAACCUCACCACAGGUCACUCCGAGCCUCUGUGUAACUGCACCACCAGCACUUGCUCCAUGUUCACCAGCAGCCUCUACUAUCUCUAUCCCUUCAACAUCGAGUACCACAUCUUUGUCUCAGCCAUGCUCUUCGUCAUGUGGAAAAACAUCGGACGGACCAUGGACCUGUCUUCGAAUCGGAAAAGGCUUGCUACCAAAACCCAGGGCCUGUCUGUGGGUCCCAUCCUGGGCCUGCUGGCUCUGGCCAGCACCAUCGGGAUCCUGGUGGUGUACAUCACCCACGUGGAGUCCCUUCAGACGCGCCAGUCUGCCAUCUCCAUGUUCUACAUUUAUGGCAUCGUCCUGCUGCUGUUCAUGUGCUGUGCCAGUGCUUCAGGUUUGCUCAUAUACCGCGUUGACCACAUACCGCUGGACACCUCCAAGAACCCGUCACGACAGCUGGACACGGAGCUUCUCUUUGGUUCCUCUAUUGGCUCCUGGCUCAUGUCGUGGUGCAGCAUCGUGGCUGUGUUAAGUACCAACAGCAGUCCUCCGUACCUCUGGACCAACUGCAUCUACUCUCUGCUCCUUGUUGUGGAGAAGUGCAUGCAGAACCUCUUUGUCAUCGAGUCCCUUUACCGCCAGCCGGGGGAUGUGGAGAGCGACGACCCAGAACUACAAUCUGCUCCGGAGAUCUUCUCCGUGACUUCCUCUUUAGCCCCACCGUAUAACGGCAUCAUCAACCGAGCGUACGAGACUCCGGAUAAAGCGUGUGUCACCAUGGAGAACGAGCAGGAGGAGAGCGGUCCGGUGUACAGGUGUCCGAGGAAACCGUCGGAGGUGCCGCUGCCUGUGGGAAACAAAGUGGUGGAGCCUCCGAAUAUAAAGAGGCAAAUCCUGAAGAACCUUUCUGUCUUCCUGAUUAUGUGUAAUAUUUCGCUGUGGAUCCUUCCCGCCUUCGGCUGCCGGCCACAGUACGACAACGGGUUGGAACAGGAGACUUUCGGCUUCAGCAUAUGGAUUACCGUUCUCAACUUUGCCAUCCCCUUGAACCUUUUCUACCGCAUGCACUCCGUUGCCUCGCUCUUUGAAGUGUUCCGCCGCGUCUGACAGGCGAGCCGGCGGCGACGAUGAGGGACGAUGACAUGCGCGCAGGAACACUUGUCGCCAGCAGCUCCAGAGCGUGUCUCUAAGCACAGGUCAACCCUUCAGGAGGGAGUCAGGGUCGCACUCCCUACAGACUUGAAUGUGGAGGGUGAGACAAACCAAGCCUAGAUCAGGACAGAGGACAAGACAAACCUGUUCACCAGCGUUCCUUGAAGAAUGACCUUGUGUGACACAAGGCUUAUUAAGACUCUUAGUACUCUUUGUUUUAUAGGCAUAUUCCAGUUAAGAUGUUAUAACUGGUGAUGUUGUAUCUGACACGCACACUUUGUACUGUUUCGUAUUAGUACGUGAAAUUAUAGAAUAGACUAAUUGCUUGAUUUUCAUAUUGUAAAAUACAAGUUAAGACACCGCAGCAGCCAUUACGGUGCGUUCACGCCGAACUCUAUGCGAUUUUUCACGCUGUUUAACUUACUAUUUAACGUGACUGAAUAGUAUCCAGAGAAUUCUUGCCUUGGGGUAAAGCUCGAGCUAAUCAACAGGCAAUCAACGAGAGUGUGGCCAAAACUUUGACUCUUGCUUUGUGGCCCGCCCUCAUCCUUCUUCACCCUCUCCGUCCAUUUGUGAAAUGACAUCAGGAGAUUGGAACAGACUCUCAACGCUCGCUUUCGUGAUGUGGCUAAAUCAUUAUUAAUGAUCAUUUAGUUGAAAUAUUUCAACUUUAACGCGACCAAAGCGAGCGAUCACGCAGGAUUUGUGUGAUUCACCCACGUCAUCAUCCACUGAAAUCCACCAAAACGUGCACAUUUGCAUCAAGCCUUUACUUUAUGGUAGCAAUCAUUCCAGUGAACGCACAUUUAUUCUCCUAUCUAUCAUUAUCUAAUAAUGAAAUAGUACUGUAACUCACAGAGCCACGGGAACACUGAUGUGCCACUUUUCAUCUGCACUCUGUUGUGCAUACUCUCUAUGGAUAAGGUUCUCAUUUCAUGAUGUUGUGUUUGUCAUGCAGAGGAUUUCAUGGUGUGUUCAGACCAAGGCAAGUCUUAAUAAACAGACACACAAACUGUACAUGCGGUGAAGUUGUUUCAACAUUGGCCACAAAUGUGCGCCUAUCUUCUGUUCUGGAAAUACAUUUAAGGUCAUUAUUCGCCUUCCCCAAAUACUGUGAUUCACAAAUGAUUGAGAUAAUUGUGAAAAUAUGCUUUAAUAUAAAUUCUUUUAUAUUUUUUUUUCUGGAGCUUUCUCUCUCUCUCUCUCUCUCUCUCUAUGCUUUACUUUCAUCAGUCCACGUCUGUGCACAUGCAGAUGACGUAAUAUCUUAGUAUCACUUGCAUUUUGUGCAAGCGUCGCUGCUGUUGCUAACAGGCAUGAGCGGAUAACAACAUUUAUCCAUUUAUCACAAUUAUCCUGAACAAAAUAUUGACCAUUUGCUGUUUCACUGCAAUAAUUUAAACUGAGACUCCAAAACACACUGAAAUCACGCAUUGGAAACAUUUUUAGUGAAGUCUUUAGAGUUCAAAAAAUAAUAAUAAUAAAGCUCCAGUGUGGAACCUCUAUUCAACUGUGUCUCUAAGACCCUGUUGUGUUCUCUCUCCUGAGCUUCACAACUCUCACAUAUGAACACACGCAUCGCGAGAGUGAGAGAAACAAGAGAAGAAGCGGUGGUGUCUUCUGAUGUUGUUUCUACAGUAGUUUGCUAAGCUAUCUGUUGUAUAUCAGUCUUUUAAUGUAGUGAUACCCAUCCAGAUUGCAUCCAGGAACCUUAAGUGGAGCUGCAUAGUGAAGGAAACAGCAGCAGCUGUUAUUGAACACACAGACACCUAGUCAGGCAGCUGGUCAGGCCAGGGAACAUGCAUUUUCAAUAACGCAUGACGAUGUACCAGAGAGCAUCAAAUUGCAGCAGCAGCAUCCACUUCUCAUGUAGCACUUCUUGGUGUUUUCAGUC
Messenger RNA from Solea senegalensis (Senegalese sole), 5214 nucleotides. It is a transcript of the gene otop1, whose product is annotated as otopetrin 1. Bases 1497 to 3275 code for a protein of 592 amino acids. The transcript is spliced from 6 exons. The record is from RefSeq and is a predicted model, not a curated record. Gene Ontology annotation, molecular function: proton channel activity. Gene Ontology annotation, cellular component: membrane. NCBI's taxonomy places the organism in Eukaryota, Metazoa, Chordata, Actinopteri, Pleuronectiformes, Soleidae. Gene Ontology annotation, biological process: inner ear morphogenesis; proton transmembrane transport.